This is a messenger RNA of Gavialis gangeticus (Gharial), 2370 nucleotides long. RefSeq names its product LanC like 1 (gene LANCL1). The record is from RefSeq and is a predicted model, not a curated record. Gene Ontology annotation, biological process: carbohydrate metabolic process; peptide modification. NCBI's taxonomy places the organism in Eukaryota, Metazoa, Chordata, Crocodylia, Gavialidae. Gene Ontology annotation, cellular component: plasma membrane. Bases 93 to 1292 code for a protein of 399 amino acids. The transcript is spliced from 10 exons.
CUCUCAUUGGUCUGCAGCAGCAGGAAGUAGGAGGUGGAAAACUCAGCUCUCUGCUUGUUGUUAUCUCAGCUGCAGGCAUUGCUGUUGCCAUAAUGGCCCAAAGGGCCUUACCGAAUCCCUUUGCAGACUACGACAAGUCUCUGGCUACGGGAUACUUUGACUCUUCAGGGCGGCUGACUCCUGAGUUCACUCAGCGUCUGAACAACAAGAUCAGGGAGCUGCUCCAGCAGAUGGAGAGAGGCCUGAAAUCUGCCGACCCCAGGGACUGCACUACGUAUACUGGCUGGGCAGGCAUCGCCUUACUUUACCUACACCUGUAUGAUGUGUACGGAGACCCUUCCUACCUCCAGGUGGCACAGGAGUAUGUGAAGAAGAGCCUGAGCUGUCUCACAAAGCGCUCCAUCACCUUCUUGUGUGGGGAUGCAGGGCCUCUGGCAAUUGGUGCUGUAGUGUAUCACAAGCUGCAACAUGAGAAGCAAGCAGAAGACUGCAUCACACGUUUGCUGCAUCUACACAAACUUGACGCACGAGUGCCUGAUGAACUGCUGUAUGGGCGCAUAGGAUACCUCUAUGCACUGGUCUUUGUGAACAAGCAUUUUGGAGAGGAAAAGAUCCCUCAGAGCCACAUUCAACAGGUCUCCGAAGCAGUUGUGGCAUCUGGUGAGAACCUGGCCAAAAGGAGGAACUUCACAGCAAAGAGCCCACUGAUGUAUGAGUGGUACCAGGAAUAUUACAUAGGGGCAGCCCAUGGCCUGGCAGGAAUUUAUUAUUAUCUCAUGCAGUCUGGUCUUGGUGUGAGCCAAGUGAAGUUACACAAUACUGUCAAGCCCAGCAUGGAUUAUGUUUGCCAGCUGAAGUUCCCUUCAGGCAAUUACCCACCUUGUAUCGAUGACACCAGAGACCUGCUUGUCCACUGGUGCCACGGAGCACCUGGUGUGAUCUACAUGCUUGCGCAGGCCUAUAAGGUGUUUGGUGACCAGCAAUACCUGAAUGAUGCCCUUCAGUGUGCAGAAGUGAUCUGGCAGUUUGGAUUGCUAAAGAAAGGGUAUGGGCUGUGCCAUGGGACAGCUGGCAAUGCCUAUGCCUUCCUGACACUAUACAACCUCACUCAGAACAUGAAAUACCUGUACAGGGCCUGCAAGUUUGCAGAGUGGUGUUUGAGCUAUGGGCAGCAUGGAUGCCGGACUCCAGACACACCCUUCUCUCUCUUUGAAGGAAUGGCUGGAACCAUUUAUUUUCUUGCUGAUAUCCUGGUGCCAACAAAAGCCAAGUUCCCAGCAUUUGAACUAUAAAGUCCUUCCAUGCAUUUCCCUGCAUGAAUCUUACCGUACUUCAUGGCACUGGGACAAGUGGAGCAAACUUGCUUGUUCCUCUUUCUAAACUCAUCUCUUGCCUAACAGAGUAAACCAAUCCUGUUGCUGACAUUGUUUUUAUUCUUUUCCAUGCUGUGAUUUUUGCUUUGUUUAGUUAAAAAAAAUUCUUAGCUCUUGUUGUUGACCUCUAAGCAAGGUGGGGGGGAGGGAAAUGUACAGUAUUUUGUUGGACAUACAUACUCAGAGUUUAGCUAUCUUAUGUAUCCGGUUUCCAAAGAGGAGAAAACAUGUAUUGGAGGUAACUUUCUCCAGUCAAGUUUGUCAUGACUAUUAGUGAUGGAAGCUUAGAUAAAAUUGUCUUAGAGGGACAAAAGAUAAUGUGUUAAGACUAUUAGCCUCUAAUUUGCCCCUAAAUAUGUCCGGUACAGUUAUCCAGGGGGUCGGCAGUUCAUAGCUGAGGUGCUCCUUGGGUAGGUAAUUGUAAUGGACUACAGAAAUGGGAAGAGUGUUUAUUUCUGCUUCCCUAGCAGACUGCAAGUGUCACAGCUAUAACUGACAUGCCAAAGUCCUGUCUUAGACUCUCACCUUUUUGCUUUAUAAGCAAAGACUAUGUUUAGCUCUUUGUACUUAUUGUCAGUGACGAAUGGACAGAUGAGUAAUCCACAAGCUAUUGUGCUUAUCCACCAUGUUACUCUAACCUGUGCAGAAGUAGAUCCAUGAGUCACAGCAAGUUUCUGCUUAAAAGAAAGUUAAUCUACUACCAAGGGUGAUUGCUUCCUUAAUGCAUUAAUUUUGGGAAGCUGUUGUGGUUUGUUUAAAUUUCAGUGUAAUGUUAUAGGUCUUAGGUGGAAUCAGGCCUGUCAACAAAUGUGGCAGACAAGGAAUUGAUUCCACUGUGUUUUGUCAGUGUCAAACCUAUUAUUAAUGUGGGUGCUGUUUACAGCUUUACAGGUUGUUAUCCAUCUUAGUUCUUUAUCUGCUUGCCUGAUAAGUUGGUACCUUAGUAACUUGGCUCACUUAUUGAACACUGUAGUCCGAUAUGUAAGUAAGAAUCCAC